Perca fluviatilis (European perch) is the source of this 1876-nucleotide messenger RNA. It is a transcript of the gene apobec2b, whose product is annotated as apolipoprotein B mRNA editing enzyme, catalytic polypeptide-like 2b. Gene Ontology annotation, cellular component: cytoplasm; nucleus. Bases 113 to 925 code for a protein of 270 amino acids. NCBI's taxonomy places the organism in Eukaryota, Metazoa, Chordata, Actinopteri, Perciformes, Percidae. The transcript is spliced from 4 exons. The record is from RefSeq and is a predicted model, not a curated record. Gene Ontology annotation, biological process: cytidine to uridine editing. Gene Ontology annotation, molecular function: cytidine deaminase activity; RNA binding.
CUAUUUCUGUAAAUGCACUAGGGUUAUCUCUCUACUUACCCUGAGCUAUCGCUCUCUUGCUCUCUCUCCCUCCCUCUCUUUAUCUAACACUGUCACCCACUUGUGCAAAAUCAUGGCCGACAGAAACAGCCGGGUUAGUGUUAAGAGGAAAGAGAAGAAGGUAGAAAACAAAACAAAGGAUGACAAGGACAAAGAAAAGGAGAAGGAGAAAAAUGUGAAAAAGCCUGACAAACUUGUGAAAAAGCCAGAGAAGACCCCAGAGAAGACCCCCGAGCAGCCCAAGAUGGAUGAAGAGAAGAGGAAUGGGGAAAGUGGAGGCGCAAUAGGAGCGGAGGCAAUAAACAGUGAAGAAAAUGGAGAGUUUCAGCCCAUAGAAUUGCCACCGUUUGAGAUUGUCACAGGGGAACAGAUGAGCCCGUUCUACUUCAAGUUUCAGUUCAGGAAUGUGGAGUACUCAUCAGGGAGGAACAAGACCUUGCUGUGUUUUAGAGUGGAUACACCAGGAGGCAGCACAGAGCCACUGAAAGGUUAUAUGGAGGAUGAACAUGCCACGGCUCAUGCUGAAGAAGCAUUCUUUCAACAGGUGCUCCCUAUUGCUUCCCAAGAGUAUGAAGUCACAUGGUAUGUAUCAUCCAGUCCUUGUGCGGCUUGUGCAGCCAAGUUGGCCAACAUCCUCCAGCAGCGCAAGAAGGUCCGUCUCUGCAUGUUCUGCUCCCGUCUCUUUGACUGGGAGGAGCCAGAGAUAGUAGAAGGCCUCCGGGCUCUGGUGAGCGCCGGCUGCAAACUGCGGAUGAUGAAGCCGGUUGACUUCGUACAUGUUUGGGAAACAUAUGUGGAGAAGGAGGACCUGACCUUUGAACCCUGGGAGGAUUGUCAGGAGAACUAUGACUACUAUGUGGAGAAACUGGCUGAUAUCCUCAAGUAGAUGUACUUCAUGCACACGAUGGACAAGAUCUCCCCACUGACUCUCCACUGGUUGAACGUUUGUUUCUUGCAGUCUCAUCUGACGGUGCAGAUCAGUAUAAGUUUGAAUGAACACUCAUGGCAACAUUUUGUAAUUUUUAUUUUGAUAAUUUCAUAGGGAGACACAAAAUGCUUGAUUGGCAUUACUGAAGAAUCACCUACUGUUGAAAAAUAUAAUCAUUUUUAAAGAAGAAAGCAAUAACAGUAGACUAACUUACAUUUACUCACAUCUGGGGCCAGAUGCAUCAAAUCCCCCAACUAAAACAGUGUGUACAGUACACACAAAGACAGAAAUAUGCAUAAGCAUGUAUAUGCACCUCUAAAACAUAAUUGCGUAUAUAUCUUAGUAAUUUGUAGCUCUCAUAUUGAACCAGACUUUACAAAGAGCUUCACAAAUCACGAUAAAAUCAAAAGAUCAUCGAUGAUAGCUCAAAUGUAAAAAAAAGAAAGAAUGAUAACAAUGCAUUACUCAUAAAUAGUUUAAAAUUAAGUUUAUGAAUGCACUUUUGAUUGGAAUUUUACAGAGCACUGUGUAGACCACAAUAUAAUAACAAUCAUUUAAAUGAUGUGUGGCAAAAGGUGUACGCAUGUUUUUGGUGCGUACACAUCGUUUAUACAUCUGGCCCCAGGUGUUUGCUUAAGGAGGAUUAAUAACAUCUCCUGCAGAUCAAUACUUAUGUACAGUGCAUAUAAUAAUUGCUAACAAUAAAAGCUAACCAUGUAUAUGAUUGAUGCUGCUCACAUAAAUAAUGUUUCAUAUUUUAACAGUUCAUCAAUACAAUGAUGUGAAUUAAAUAUAUACAGUUCUAACAGUAUUGUGCUACAAAGUAAUGUUCAGUGUCAGCCAGUCUGUUGGUUCAGGGUGCAAUAUCCCAAUAUAUUUUAAUUCCCAUUAAAUUUGGUACAAAACAUU